GUUCAUGAACUAUUUUGUUGUGUUUUUCACACAGCUAAGUUAAACAUUUUCUAUUUCCCAUUAGGUAUUGUGAGGUAUUAUAGGAUUGGUAGUUUUGUAUUUGAUUUAAAAUUGUAUUAUUUUUCUUUAAAUAAUUCUCUUAAUUUCGUAUUUUUUGUACGAAAUUUCAUUGGCAAAAGAAAAAUACCUCAAAGGCCUUAGGCUAUUCUGCUUACUAUAUAAUAUAUAAAAUACUGGUUCAUAUUUAGAGCAGCUAUAUUAUACCUAUUUGUUCCACAAAAUGAAUAUUGGGGUGCCAUCGAGAUUUGCUUGCCUAAAAAUAGAAGAUGACGAUUUUCGUCAAGGGGGCGGUAGUAAGAAAAAAACUGAGGGAAAAAAAAGCAGCAGUGCCAGUAGUGCAAAGGCGACCAAUAAAAAUGGUACUAAUGCUGUUCAAAAAAAGGCAAAUGGGGUCACAGAGAAACCUAAAUCUUCCUCCAAAAAAAAUAAGAAGCAAAAGGAAAAUCAAGAUAAAAAUUGGGAAGAAUGGCAGAAGAAAGACAGCAAGUUUGUUAAUGAAAUCUAUGAACAGCAGAUGCAAAGCGCGAUAUUGCAGUCCAAACUAGAGUUUGAGAAUCAGAAGAAAAAUGUAAUUGUAACUGAACCAAGUCAAGGGAAGAAAAAAAAGUCUAAAACCAUGAGCCUCGAUCAGUUUUUAGAAACUAAUAAAGAAUCAGAACAAAAAGAAGAAUCUGCUUCGCUCAAAAGCGAUCGGGACUUCUUUCAAGAAGUGAAGGAAAGCGUGAAGAAAACUUUAACUAAAGAAAAAGUGGAACAAAAUAGAAAGAAAAGACAAGAACAAUUUGAAGAAGUUAUCAGUUUGGCUCAGUGCCAGGAAAAACUGGAAUUUGAAAGAGAGAAAAACGCCCAAUUAAUGAGAGAAUUGGAAGAAGCGAAGAAGGAGAUAACAGUGGUUAAACAAAGAAACACUACCCUGUGUAGUAUGCUUAGAGAAGGAGAGAUGAAAGACAAGGCUGAAGUUCUUAAAGAACUUGAACGACUAACACUAGUUAAGGAAGAACUAACCGAAGAAGUAGCCAAUUUACAUAAAUUGCUGGAACAAGAACGGUCUAAUAAGCCCAUCAGUAAUAGCAAUCAUGUUAAUAUCAAUCAGGGUGAUGCACAUCCUUUGAAGCACAAUAACAAAGAAAAGACCAAUAAAAAGAAGAAGCACUAACAAGUAACCGCACGGUUGUUUCCUUAGUUUCUUAAGACUGUUAAAAUUACUUUUCAGCUUAUUUUUAUUUUUUUAUUUGUUUGUUGAUUUCGAAUGUCUUUAGUAAUCUCAUUUUUUAUGUUUGCAUGGUUUGUCCCCUUAUAUAUAUAUAACUUCUGGCAUUUCGAAUUUGAUGAAUUGUUUCAGAAUAAAAAGUGAGAAUCUUCUUCCCGCAAUGAAUGUUUAACAUCGGCGUUUUUUUUUGUAUUUUUUGAUAUUGAAUCUAUAUGUUUAAGUUGUUAGUUAUAAGGUUUAUAUUUAGUGAAAUAUGAAGAUAGAAUAUUUUUUGUUUUCUAACAGAUUUUAGAGAUUUUGUUUUAGUUUGUUGAAAAUACUAUUUUCUGGUUUUAUGUUCAGUCUUUUGUAAAAUGUACUGCAACAAUUUCCUUUUUUAAUAUAAUAUAAUGUUCUCAAUAA
Anthonomus grandis grandis is the source of this 1672-nucleotide messenger RNA. Its product is annotated as G kinase-anchoring protein 1-like. Gene Ontology annotation, cellular component: Golgi apparatus. NCBI's taxonomy places the organism in Eukaryota, Metazoa, Arthropoda, Insecta, Coleoptera, Curculionidae. Gene Ontology annotation, biological process: signal transduction. Bases 281 to 1216 code for a protein of 311 amino acids. The transcript is spliced from 8 exons. The record is from RefSeq and is a predicted model, not a curated record.